AUAAAGUCAAGCAUUUUUGUAUAACUAUAAUCUAUCUAUCUAUCUAUAAACCAAUGUUUGAAUCUUGUUAGAAAUUGAAAAGGAAAAAAUAGAAAGUAGAAAAAAGAAAUGAGUGAGAUUUGUAGGGUUUGGUGUUUCAUAAUUCCAUUUUUCUUAAUCUGCAAUUUCCAUGGAGCCUAUUGCUCCUACGCAGGUUCCACCAACGCGAUCAUCGAUCCAACUAAAGUGAGACAGGUUUCAUGGAAGCCAAGAGCUUUUGUUUACGAAGGUUUCUUGACGGAAUUGGAAUGUGAACAUUUGAUUUCUCUAGCGAAAUCGGAACUUAAGAGAUCUGCGGUGGCGGAUAAUUUGUCCGGUGAGAGCAAAUUGAGCGAAGUCAGAACAAGCUCUGGCAUGUUCAUUUCUAAGAACAAGGAUGCCAUUGUUUCUGGUAUUGAGGACAAGAUUGCAUCCUGGACCUUUCUUCCAAAAGAUAAUGGUGAAGACAUACAAGUAUUGAGAUAUGAACACGGGCAGAAAUAUGACCCACAUUAUGAUUACUUUUCUGAUAAAGUUAAUAUAGCUCGGGGUGGACACCGGGUUGCCACUGUUCUCAUGUAUCUCACAAAUGUGACCAAAGGCGGCGAAACUGUGUUCCCUAAUGCCGAGUUACAAGAAUCUCCCCAUCAUAAAUUGUAUGAAACAAGUGAAGAUCUCUCUGAGUGUGGCAAAAAAGGAAUAGCAGUGAGACCCCGAAGAGGAGAUGCACUUCUAUUCUUUAGUCUCCACCCAAAUGCUAUCCCAGACACUCUCAGUCUUCAUGCAGGAUGCCCUGUAAUUGAAGGAGAGAAAUAUUCGGCAACAAAGUGGAUUCAUGUGGACUCAUUUGAUAAGGUGGUGGGUGCUGGAGGGGACUGUGCUGAUCAGCAUGAAAGUUGUGAAAGAUGGGCUGCCCUUGGAGAAUGCACUAAGAAUCCUGAAUAUAUGGUUGGAUCUACUGGCCUUCCUGGUUACUGUAGGAAAAGUUGCAAGACAUGUUAAAAGUGUUACUGAAUACUUUCCAGAUUCCUGGUAGUGAUUUUGCUUACUUUCCAGGUCCAUUGAUUCUCGAUAUGUAUAAUGUUUUUGUUACUGCUGUGGAUUAUAGUGUAUUUAUAUCUCAUUAUGUAUGUUAGCUCUCUGAUAAUGUUCUACUGUCACGGUUAAACUUCAAGAGGUACGUUCUUGAGUUGUGAAUUUGUAAUUGUAGGUGAUUGAAAUUUUUUCAUUGGUUAA
Molecule: messenger RNA, 1254 nt
Organism: Vicia villosa (hairy vetch)
Lineage: Eukaryota; Viridiplantae; Streptophyta; Magnoliopsida; Fabales; Fabaceae
Product: probable prolyl 4-hydroxylase 4
Exons: 6
Coding region: 109-1020 (303 amino acids)
Biological process (GO): peptidyl-proline hydroxylation to 4-hydroxy-L-proline
Cellular component (GO): endoplasmic reticulum
Molecular function (GO): iron ion binding; procollagen-proline 4-dioxygenase activity; L-ascorbic acid binding
Source: RefSeq, a predicted model, not a curated record